AUCAGGAACCAGUCCCAGUUUGGGAGGCUGAAGAAGAAGAUGAUGGGCUCCAAAAUGGCCUCUGCCACUCUUACUCUCUUCUUAGCUAUUGUGUGUGUGAGUGCUAACAACUACGUUUACUCCUCUCCGCCUCCUCCUCACUCUCCACCGCCUAAGCCUUACAUCUACCACUCUCCUCCGCCGCCUCCGGUGGUGCACACCCCUCCUAAGGCACCAUACCACUACCCAUCUCCUCCUCCACCGGUUUAUCACUACAAGUCUCCACCACCACCACCCAAUAAGCCUUACAAGUACCCGUCUCCACCGCCGCCGGUGCACGUGUAUCCUCCCAAAGCUCCUUACCACUACAAAUCUCCACCACCUCCUCCUAAGAAGCCAUACAAGUAUCCUUCCCCUCCGCCACCGGUCCACCACUACACUCCUCACCCGGUCUACCACUCUCCUCCGCCACCAAAAAAGCCUUACAAAUAUCCAUCUCCUCCUCCUCCGGUUCACCACUACACCCCCCAUCCGGUCUACCACUCUCCACCACCACCGAAGAAGCCAUACAAAUACCCAUCUCCUCCUCCACCAGUUCACCAUUACGCCCCUAAACCGGUUUACCAUUCUCCACCACCACCCAAGAAGCCUUACAAGUACCCAUCUCCACCUCCACCGGUUCACCAUUAUGCCCCCACCCCUGUCUACCACUCUCCACCACCUCCAAAAAAGCCAUACAAGUACCAAUCUCCUCCUCCUCCAGUUCAUUACGCUCCGCCCAACGGUUACCAUUCUCCACCACCACCCAAGAAGCCUUACAAGUACCCAUCUCCUCCUCCCCCGGUUCACUAUUACGCACCUAAACCGGUUUACCAUUCUCCACCACCACCCAAGAAGCCUUACAAACACCCAUCUCCUCCACCGGUUCACCAUUACGCUCCUAAACCGGUUUACCAUUCUCCACCACCACCCAAGAAGCCUUACAAAUACCCAUCUCCUCCUCCGCCGGUUCACCACUACACCCCCCACCCGGUCUACCACUCUCCUCCACCUCCAAAGAAGCCAUACAAGUACCCUUCUCCUCCUCCCCCGGUUCAUCACUAUGCUCCCCACCCGGUCUACCACUCUCCGCCACCACCCAAAAAGCCUUACAAGUACCCAUCUCCACCUCCUCCGGUGUACCAUUAUGCCCCCCACCCAGUCUACCACUCUUCACCACCACCACAGAAGAAACCAUAUAAGUAUCCUUCUCCUCCUCCUCCGGUUCAUCACUAUGCUCCCCACCCAGUUUACCACUCUCCACCUCCAAAGAAGCCUUACAAGUACCCUUCUCCACCUCCACCGGUUCACCACUACACUCCUCACCCGGUCUACCACUCUCCACCACCUCACAAGAAGCCAUACAAAUACCCAUCUCCUCCACCACCGGUUCACGUCUACCCUAAGCCCCACCCACACCCACAGCCUCACCCAAAACCACACCCAUACCCACACCCUAAGCCGGUUUACCACUCUCCUCCUCCGGUUCACAAGCCCUACAUCUACGCUUCCCACCCCCUCCGUACCACUCCUAGAUAGUUCCUUCCCUCAGCUCUCUUUUGCUCCACUUGGAUCGUAGAGUCCGAGUAAAUAAAGAAAGCGAUGGACAGAACGAACGAAGCCCCUUUACAAUACGGCAGAAGGCGAAAGUUGAAUGGAAGCAAAGUUUCCGCGUUUUGUAUUAGGGGAAAAAAGUUGUGUUCAAUUAUUUAUUCCACAGUUUCUUUGGUUUUUGUUUUAUGAUGUAAUGUGACAGUUGUGAGGCACUCUGUUCCGUCAUGUAUUUCGUCCUUUUGGUGAAAUAUCAUUAUUGCUAUUAGUAAAAAAAAAAAAAAAUUUAUGCAUGAAUUGUAGUUUUCAGUCGGCUGCUUUUGCAGGGACUUGAGAAACUAAUAUAUUAAUAAAAUAAAUAUUCUCGUUCACG
Neltuma alba is the source of this 1942-nucleotide messenger RNA. RefSeq names its product extensin-3-like. Gene Ontology annotation, biological process: plant-type cell wall organization. Lineage: Eukaryota; Viridiplantae; Streptophyta; Magnoliopsida; Fabales; Fabaceae. Gene Ontology annotation, molecular function: structural constituent of cell wall. The record is from RefSeq and is a predicted model, not a curated record.